CACUGGGUUUGUUUUGGAAAACAGUCGGCGUUAGGGUAACAACUCAUUAGAAUUGCGCAUUUACUGAUGUUAGUCUCACUUUAUCGCAAUUGAAUAAUAAAAGCGAACUCUUCAGACCGUGAAGAAGACGUGUAGCGUGUAGAUUUUGUUGUUUCUUUUUCUUGACCUAAAUUUAAUGAGCUGCAAUGAUGACAUUUAAAAUUGUGUGUUACGAGUCUGACACGCGAAUUAACUAUAGUUUUUAGUUAAAUGAGUUUAGUGUGUCUUACGGUACGAAGCACUCAGUUUCCUUUUACGUCAAGAUGACGUGUUGUUGCAGGUCAAGCUAGAGUUUUUGAACGUUCACUGAAGACUAUAUUUACUCCUCGAAAUUAACUUCUCAGGAAAAUGUCUCAAAAAGCAAAAAAGAAAAAGAAGAAGUUGUCUUCUUCCUCAAGUGAAGACGAGAAGGUGUCCACAAGGCCAGAUGUCACCAAAAGUGACAAAAGUGUCAAGGGGAAGCAAGGUUCAAAGAGUCAGAAAAGCUGUGCAAAGGAAAAGGAAAAAUCUAUUUCUUCUCCUCUUAAAGAUGAUUCCCAAAGCACCCGACAGAUCAAAAAACCUGUCUACAGAUUGGCAAAAACACAAGCAACAGGGCAGAAACCAAUUAAUAAGGACAGACAAUAUCUAGAAACAAAACCUGUUGUCGUGCCAUUCCAUGGGGGACAUUGCUCCAGUAAAGCAAUGAAUUAUGUUUCAGGGGAAGAUAAAACUGUCACUCGAAGUGACAUCGUGGAAAGAAGAUCCUCAAAACUAUUGAACAUCAACAAUGCAGGUACAGUCCCUUGGAGAACAGAAAAGACGUCUAAAGGUGGAUUUGAUGAAAAAUCUUCCCAGAGGAGCCCGUCAAAAUUAAAAAUGCCUCUAGUGGGUCCCAGUUUAGUUUCUGCUAAAGGGAAAGAACUGAGACAGGCUGUGAAGAGGAGGGAGUGCAUGGCUGAGGACCCACUAAAGACGGGAAAUUACAGCAGCACUGUCAAGACUGAUGAACCUACGUCCUACGUCUCUGCUGAUUCUCUAGAACAUAAGAGAAGGCAGCUGGUCAAAGAGAUGUGCAAAAGGCAUGCAAAAAAGUUAAAGGGCAACAGAAGUUUGUGUAAAGAUGCAGACAGUUCCUCUGCCUCCAUCACAAAGAAGUCUUCCACUUCAGUCAAGCACACUGCCUCAGAAAGCAGCUCAGAGGCGCCGAUAAAUGUCACAUCAGUGUCACAUGAAGUGGUUCGGACAUCAGCAAUUCCAAAGCGAUUAAAUUCUAUCACGUUAUUGGUGCCUUCUAAUUUCAAGAUACCAAAAAAGGUUCAAUCAGAACCCUUAGAGAGCAAAGGUGAGAUUAAUGAUGCUCUUCCUACAAACCCAAAUUUCAGACAUGGGGCUAAACCUCCGGUGUCUGGGGUUUUAAUAAGUAACUCUAAAGAGGACACCAUGCAACAAACCCAGAGAUUUUUGAAUGUUGCAACAAAAUUCCCAUUUGAAAGGCAAGAUGCAAGGUCAUCUUUGUCUGGCCAGAUCCUGGAGACAAGUGAUACCAACACCGAGCCGUGGUAUGACCAGAUGCAAGUGGUUGAAGAGCUUCAUCUUGCCCGUUCUGAAAAGCGAUUGGAGGUGAAUGUCAUGGAGAGCUAUGGGGAGCUCACUGGCAUGGACAUAGAUUCUCCAGAAGAGGGACCUGCAGAUACAUGCUGCAGAAAGUCCCCACAGCAGAACCUAAUCCUCGUUCUGGACACCAACAUUCUCCUCAGCCACCUGAUCUAUGUGAAAAAGAUCCAGACUCAUGGCCUCGGAGGUCUGGGCUUCCCCAUAAUCCUCAUCCCCUGGGUGGUGCUUCAGGAAAUGGAUUCCCUAAAAAGGGGAAGAGGCCUUUCAGGUUCUGUGGCCCACCUGGCGACUCCAGCCAUCUCCUACAUUUAUAACUCUUUGAAGAGUCGGGAACCUCGCCUCUGGGGCCAAUCAAUGCAGCAGGCGGCAGAGAGCAGCAAUGGUCUGAAUGCUGAGAAUAAUGAUGACCGAGUGCUGCAGUGCUGCCUGCAGUACCAGAGUCUGUACCCAGAGUGUGCUCUCAUCUUAUGCACUAAUGAUAAGAAUUUGUGCAGUAAAGCCCUCCUGAGUGGGGUGAAGGCCCUCUCCAAGAAUGAUUUGGAGGCAGAGGUUGAGAGAUCUAAACAUGACCUUCACAUCAUAGAAGGUAUUCAGGCUCCUGUGCCACCUCACAACAAUCCUCAAGUCUUGUCACCAGUGCUGAGCGGGAGUUGCCCACCAAUCCAGCCACAUGGUCAAGAGAAAGCAGACAUUUAUAUGGGAGUCAUACAGAAAGACAGCAGGCAGCUCAGUGAAGGAGAUGAGGAGACAAACUGGGACCUCAGCAGAUGUAUUUCUGCACUAGAAGAAUGUCUGCAGGAGGUGCUGUCUGAUGUGUUACAGGUGGAGAUGAAGGCCGCUUAUGAUGACCUCUGGUUAGAGAUAGUUUAUCUGAAGCCACCGUGGACCCUUCGAGAUGUCUUGCAGUGUUUAAAAAAGCACUGGAUUGCUGUUUUUGGACACUUUGUCCCACGGAGGAAGCAGCAAAUCGUUUCAGAACUCAUAAACUUUUUCAACUCAGGUGAAAUAGACCCUCGAGCUGUCUCAGUGCCCAUUCAAGAAGCUAAAGAGCUUUUGAAAGCUUUUCAGAGAAGCUCAAAGCAUGUUCCACGUGCCAUCUCUGUACUGGACAACAUUUUCAACAAGCUACAACCUCAGCCAAAUCUUUCUAUGGACCGCGAAUCUUCUGCCUGUGAUGUUGUCAUGAAUGAUGAUGAUAACGAAGACAAACAACCCACGUCUGCCCAGGUCUCUCACCAGGAAGUGUGGGCCGUGUUUGAGAGCAUCUGGUCUAAUGUGUAUCAAGGAAGUUUGGAAGUGUUCAAAGCUCUGGGCUUUGACCCGCACACCAUGCAGUGUGUUCAGCCAGAGGGAGGCCCUCCACUACCACAGGACGCCUUGGCCUGUUUGCACAAACUGUCCUCCAUGGUCUCGCAGCUGCUUCAAGCUUUCAGCAGUGUCUUAUCAUCAGCCUCUGGCUUAGAGGAAGCCCAGACACUGCUUAGCAUCAUCCACUCCAAUAAGAUUGUAACUGAGAAUUCCAGAUUAACAGCCAAAGACCUUCUUGAUUGUUUUUCACAACCAGACUACAGGCAAAAACUCAGAGUGGGAGGGAGCCAAUUAAUGGAGCUUCAACAGGCCUUGAAACACUGUAUUCAAGCUGCAGACACUGGCCCACCCACCCCCACCCCAAUCCCAAUCGCAAUCCGUGGAUGGGUUCGAGGGAGUUGGGGUGAAGAAGGAGGGGGUAUAACGGAGACCAAGCGUUACACGUCCCACUCUCUAGCCACCAUCUUGGUUUUCUUUCACUUUGGAUUUUGAUUUUCAAUUACUGUCAGUCUGUUCUGUCCAAAUGUUCCAGUGAGAAACUGCAACACAAUGAAUUUUCUUUUUAUAAAAGUGAAUGCUGAUAGUUCAGUGCAUAUUUUGGAAGCAUUUUAUAGAGCUUAUUUCAGAGCCUAUUUUGACAACUAAACCUGAAGUAUUCAGCUUUGGGGAUUCUUGAUUAAAGUGAAGAAUUAAAAAUGUAACACCAUAGGUUUUAUUAAUACAAAAAGUUUGUUUAAAGUAAGAAAUUAAAUGUUGUGAAUGCUUCUUGGUUUUGAAUCAUUAAAAGACUUUUUUCA
Molecule: messenger RNA, 3740 nt
Organism: Archocentrus centrarchus (flier cichlid)
Lineage: Eukaryota; Metazoa; Chordata; Actinopteri; Cichliformes; Cichlidae
Gene: swt1
Product: SWT1 RNA endoribonuclease homolog
Exons: 17
Coding region: 388-3435 (1015 amino acids)
Cellular component (GO): nucleus
Source: RefSeq, a predicted model, not a curated record